AUGCACGCUCCUGCCGACAUCCUCCCUCCAGCCCGUCAGCCUCUUCGCGACGAGGACCUCAAGGAUGAGCCCCGCUGCUCUCCAGCUCGUCCCAGCUCCCGCCUCCUCGCCUCCUCGCAACAAGACCCUUUGGACCGCCCCCUCCGUAGGACCAACGAUGACAAGGCGCGCAGCCAGUACGGAUGUCCAUCGAGGGCAAAGCAGCUCGCAGCUCUCAAAGCAUCGAUGGAGAUGAUCAAGUGCCAUCGGAGGAUCAAGGACUCACUUGGAAGACACGUGGCCCUGUGA
This is a messenger RNA of Guillardia theta CCMP2712, 288 nucleotides long. RefSeq lists its product as hypothetical. The record is from RefSeq and is a predicted model, not a curated record. NCBI's taxonomy places the organism in Eukaryota, Cryptophyceae, Pyrenomonadales, Geminigeraceae. The transcript has a single exon. Bases 1 to 288 code for a protein of 95 amino acids.